This is a messenger RNA of Paraglomus occultum, 996 nucleotides long. The record is from the annotation of a GenBank genome assembly. NCBI's taxonomy places the organism in Eukaryota, Fungi, Glomeromycota, Glomeromycetes, Paraglomerales, Paraglomeraceae.
AUGGUCCUGGAGGCCGUAAGUGGUCACAUAGCGACUGUUUUUGGUGCAACUGGCUUCCUUGGUCGCUACCUUGUUAGUAAGCUAGCCAAACAUGGAACUCAAGUUGUGAUUCCCUAUAGAGAUGAAGAUGCCAAAAGAUUCCUUAAAGUUACUGGAGAUUUAGGACAGAUAGUAUCAUUGGAGUUUGAUGCAAGAAAUGAACAGAAUAUCAUUGAAGCGGUCCGACACUCUGACAUUGUGUAUAACCUCAUCGGAAGAGCUUACGAAACAAAGAAUUUCAAAUAUUCUCAAGUACAUGUAGACGUAGCAGGUCGUAUUGCAGCAAUUUGUCGCGAACAAGGUGUUUCGCGACUUGUUCAUGUGUCGGCCCUUAAUGCCGAUGUUAAUUCACCUUCAGAAUUUUUGAAAACCAAGGCAUUAGGUGAGAAAGUGGUAAAGGCGGCAUUUCCAGACGUUACUAUUGUGCGACCGGGAUGGUUGUAUGGAAUUGACGACAAGUUCUUGAAUAGGAUGGGGAUGACAGAAGGAUAUCAAUUCUUAAUCAAUCGCGGCCAAACCCGCGUGCGACCCGUUCACGUUGAAGAUGUUGCGCGAGCUCUUGAAAAGAUGGAAGGUGAUGAAUCUACAGUUGGCCAGACAUACGAGUUAUUUGGCUCACAGGAAUAUACAUUCGGGGAAGUUCACGAUAUCGUGGAUUCUUUGAUUAAACGUCGGACAGUCAGAAUCAAUGUUCCCACACGCAUUGCUCUGAGAUUUACUAAAUUAUUAAGCCUUCUUCCAUGGCCAUAUAUCUCUCCCGACGAGAUCAUAAGAAUGGGAAUCAGUGAUCAGAUCAGUCCUGGUGCAAAGACUUUUGAGGAUUUAGGAAUCGCACCAAAAGAUUUAGAAGCAUCGGCUUUAACCGUCGUGAGAAGGUACCGGCAAAAUAGCUGGUUUGAUGCUCCACCACCAGAUCCACGAGUUGGCAAAUUCAAGACGGAUCAUAUAGUUUAUUAA